Messenger RNA from Fusarium sp. VM40, 855 nucleotides. Lineage: Eukaryota; Fungi; Ascomycota; Sordariomycetes; Hypocreales; Nectriaceae. The record is from the annotation of a GenBank genome assembly.
AUGUCUUCACGAAGCUUGAACGUGCUGGUAACCAGCUUUGCUGGUCUUGGACUGCCACCAACUCUGGUCCUUCCUCUUCCGCCAUCAACAACAGUCUCAGAGUUGCGCGAACGUAUCGAUGAUCGAUUACCAACAACUCAGUCAAGACUCAUCCUUACAACUCUAUCAAAUAAGCAGCUCCCGACAUCAUCAGACUCUCCUAUCUCCGACUAUCUUUCCACAACCGAUGAUGAGUUUCUUUCCCUACGACUGGCUGUGCCCCUAUGCGGUGGUAAAGGUGGCUUUGGAUCACAGCUUCGAGCGGCCGGUGGUCGCAUGUCCUCGCGCAAGAAGAAGAGUCAAGAGGACCACGGUUCGAGCCGAAAUUUGGAUGGACGAAGACUACGUACUGUGAACGAGGCUAAGGCUCUAGCCGAAUAUCUAGCCAUCAAACCCGAAAUGGAGAAGAAGGAGAAAGAGAAACGCCGUGAACGUUGGGAGCAGAUCGUUCAGCUCUCAGAGCAGAAAGAAGCAGAAAUCAAGUCAGGCAGUAAGAGUCGCCUCGACGGCCAAUGGGUUGAGGACAAGGAAGAGAGCAGUGAGCGGACUCGGGAGGCGGUUUUGGCUGCCAUGAAGGCCGGCAACUACAAGGAUAAUCUGCUUGGUACCUCUCAAGGCUCUAGCUCUACUCAACCGAGCGAUGACCAAUCCGGAUCGGAGGAACAACAGGACGCUUCCUCAGAGGAAUCAACGCCGCCCCCUGCUGACGAAGUCAAGGCCGACAAGGGCAAAGCAAGAAUAUUCUUUGGGUUCGAUGAAGACGAUGAAUUCAUGAGCUCGGAUGAAGAAGAUGCGGAUGAAGACGAGAAAAAGUGA